GCGUCACACAAAUGGCGGACAUAAACACAGCUGCAGCAUUGAGAGAGGCCCGUGUAACACAUCUCUUUUCAACAUGAAUAACGUCGAAUGUGAGCGUCUAGAUAGCCUAGAAGGCUGGGUCGCCGUUAAAAGUAACAUAUUCGAAGAACCGGAGGCGUUUAAGUUAGGUUUUAUCGUACAGUGGAACGUCACCGAGUGUAAAUUCGCAGUCACCUGUCACAAUAGGACAUUACAGCGACAGAGACGGAAAGCCGAACUUAAUGUCGGAGACCAAAACCAAACAAGCUGGGCCGGACUCUUCUCAGUGAACGACUUAAAACACAUUCAUCAACAGUUAACAUGUAUUGGCGAUGUGUUGGCUGCUUGCUUUCCCGAUUUGUCGGAGUUCGAAGCUGGCAACAUUUGGGACUUGCUCUUUCCGAGUCGGAAGUCUUCCUGGGAUGACGAACAGAAGGACUUGGACACUCCGUGUAGGAAGCUGGAAAAGUAUUUCAGCACCGCCAUUGACAUCUGCGGAAGGAAAAUAGUUCUCGACACGCUUUUCACCCAGGAUGAACGUGACGUGGACGACUACUUUGACAAUCUACAGGAGUUCAAGAGGAAGAGCAUGCACGAGGAGAUGUCAAGGGCCAAAGGUCACGUGCGUCAGCUGCUGCAGAGUCACACCAGUGCUGACGGUAUGGUUGUUCUGCUCGCCAUCUACUCAGAAGAGGAUGAGGCCUACCAGGACCUGGUUACUGUGGCCACUACCUUCUUCCAGUACCUGCUGCAGCCUUUUAGAGACAUGCGAGAGCUGGCCUGCCUCUAUAAAUUGGAGAUACUGAAGUCCCUGGAGUUUGACGACUUGGGCCCUAAGAGGAUUGAAGCUCUAGAGAAGGAGGCGGAGGAGUGGAGGACGAAAGCGGAGGAUGCAGUGGCUUCUAUACAGGAUAUCACUGUUACCUACUUUGCACAGACUUCCAAAGCUUUGGCUGGUAUGGUGAAGCAGAUGGAAGAGGACAAGUGUCGCUUUGGAGUCGCUGCUUGGGCUUCUGCAGCUCCAAGACUGGAAAAACUGCGCUUCCUGCUGGCCAAAGAAGCCCUGCAGCACAUGAGAGCAACAGAGAUGUGUCAGAAUCGCAAGAAAGACAGCAUCAGAAAAGAGAUUGUUGGCUUGGAUGGUAGAGACCAGAACCAGACAGCUGAUUGUACUCUCGCUUCUGAGCAAGACCAACAGCAAGUCGCUGUCGAUAGGCUGGAGCUGCAGUUCUACGAAAUCCAGCUAGAACUGUACAAUACCAAGUUUGAGAUCCUGAAGAACGAGGAGCAGCUGCUGGUGGCUCAAAUAGACAGCCUGCAACGUCAAAUCCGAGAACUGAAGGAGGAGGUUGUGUAUUAUGAUGUAUGCGAGGAUCCGGAGGAACUCCACAGCAUAGUUCACACGGGCUCUCAGCACGCUGAAGCUACAGCUGUGGGUCAGCUGAAAAGACGUCUGCAGCACUUGGAAAGCAAGAGAGGCAACAUCUGUGCCCGGCGAGCCUACCUGCGCAACAAGAAGGACCAGUGUGUGGAGGCCCAUGAGCAGAAGCAGCUUGCAGCCAAACACAGAUCUAUACUCUUUGCCCAGCAUCAUCAAGUCCACUUGAAACGAGAGAAGAAGAAGGAGGAGGAGCAGAGGAGAAAGCAGUGGGUGGACCAGGAGCGGGAGAAGACCCUGAGCAGAUUAAGAUCCUUCAGAGAGAAGCGACAGGGUCAGUACAUCCUAAAGACUCCUCAGUCCACAGUGUCUCCCACAGAGUCAUCCUCUCCUUCUCAGCCGCUGUCCAUCAUCAGCCUUGGCCCUUCUCCCACCUGCGACGCACCGGCCUUCAUAUGCCCUGCACCCAUACGCACAAAAUCUCCAGUGAAAGCACAGCCGAAAGACAUCCCGGUCCAAAUAUACCCUGCACCACCACCUCCAUCUACAGAUACCUCUACUGUAGUCGCCCUUGCACCUCCUCCUCCACCUCCUCCUCCACCUCCACCUCCACCACCGCUUCCAGACACCCUCUCUCCUCCACCAGUCAGCACUUCCGGUGAGGACAAACCAAUGCCACUCAGUGACAGAGAGUUGCCUCCUUUUCCAGCUAAGAGAACACUGACACAAAACAUAGGAACCAUGGAUCAAGUGCUAGCCUCACUGCAGCGGGGGCAGAGCCAGCUUAGAAAGACACCGAGUUCCAGGACGCCUCCCCCUGCUGGGGACUUGAGAAGCAGUCUGAUGUCUGCCAUCCGACAAGGAGUCACCUUGAAAAAGGUGGUUCCGGCGCGUUCCCAAGUCCAGAGCAGCAGCAGCAGCAGCAGAGACAACGAAUUGGAGCGCAGCAUCAAAGCUGCUAUGAUGAGGAUGAAGAAGGUGUCAGCCGACUCUGAUGAAGAGGACAGAGGAGACGAGGAAACACACAGUGGAGAUUGGGACAGCUGAGACACACACUCAGGCACGUACACACACACACACACACACACACAUAUCUGUUCUUCCAGUACCUCUGCUGCUUUAUUGACUAACAUUUACCAGGCGGCCAAAAUUGUAUCUUGAGGUUUUCUGGAAAAUGUGUCUCCAACAUAAACAAGCUGGCUUUUAAUAAACUCGCAUGUAUUUGCAAAUUAAGAGUUUAGAAGAGAAGACAUGAAGCGUGUAGUACUUCAGUUGGGAAAUGGAAAGAGAACAUGAUUACUCUGCAAUGCAAUACUGUGUUGUAAAGCAGGCAAGAUACUAAAUAUAAUGCUUUUUUUUUUUUUUUUUUACAUUUUCCAUGUAUAAGAGUACUAGGGACACACUGAAAGAGGGGAACAUGAUAUCAAAAUCAUGAGAACAAAGAUGUAAUUUUGAAAUCUACAAGGUGAAGAAACCUUUCUUGUGUAAAGAUGAUCAAGUUAAACAUUAUUACCAAUUUGACGGAUUUCAUAGCAAAUUAUGAAAAAUAUGAUAAUUAAAUGCAGGAAUGUUCAUUCAUUCAUUCAUUCAUUCAUUUUCUACCGCUUUUUCCUCACGAGGGUCGAGGGGGCUGCUGGCUAUCUCAGCUGUCUUUGGGCGAGAGGCGGGGUACACCCUGGACUGGUCGCCAGCCAAUCACAGGGCACAUAUAGACAAACAACCAUUCACACUCACAUUAACCUAGCAUGUUUUUGGAAUGUGGGAGGAAACCGGAGUACCCGGAGAAAACCCACACAUGCACGGGGAGAACAUGCAAACUCCACACAGAGAUGGCCGAGGGUGGAAUUGAACCCUGGUCUCCUAGCUGUGAGGUCUGCGCGCUAACCACUAGACCACCGUGCAGCCCAAAUGCAGGAAUGUUAAAUAAUAAUAAUAAUGUUAAAUGAAGUCUCACAUUAGCUCUCAUAAUACCACCGAAUCAAACACUGGUACUUCUCCUCCCUGGUAGGCCCAUCUCUAGCUACCAGUAUCACGUUGCCAAACCAUCUCAGGCUGGCUUAAGGUCAGAAAGGCCAGCAUCUUUAUCAGCACCAGGUCCAACCAUGCCUCCUGUUGGUCAGCUGGACCAUCUCCAGACCGUACAUAGGGGGCAGUCUCACUAAUGACUCGCCUGUUGUUCUGAACGGUUAACCCUAACUACUUAAAUACUAUAUUAGUAUGAAAUAAUUCAGCAUGGAUAUUGACUUAAUACUUUCCCAAAUCGUUGCGUUGCUAAAGUAUCCAUAUUGGUAUCAGCGGUAUGAAUCGGUUUUUACUUGUAUGGUUAUUUUCUUUUCAGUGUGACCCUACUACUCCUUGCUGUGCACAUUAGUGACUUCACUUUGUCCAUGUUUGUAAUGAAUGAGUGAAGCUGAUAUGCAGUAUUAUCAAUGUACACUAUUUCAUCUCAUUAGACUAAAACUUCUGAUGAACAUUUUAAGAGCAGUUGAAAAGACUUUUGCAGUAUUGGAGCUUAUUUUUAUAGGAAGCAAUUUAUUGCAAUUAAGCAUAAAAGUGAUAACCUGGUCAGAAGUUGAAGACCACAGCCUUUAAAAGCUAAAUCCUGGCAAAAAUUUGGGUUUUAACAACAAAAUAUGUAUUCGAGGACCUUGACUCCUUCUCCUGCUUAUCCGAGGUCGGGUCACGGGGGGUGGGUGGUGCAACAGCCUAAGCAAUUCAGCAAUUUUUUUUUGUCUCGCUGCCAUUUCUUUUUUUUUUUUUGCAUGUUGAAGCUCUAUUUAGAACCUCCCAUUUUUUUUCUUGCAAUUUUUCAACUCAAGUUUGCUGAGGAGUCGCUGUUGUUUCACAAUUGUCCAUUUGGGGCGCAGUUGAGCAAUAAUUGUCCCAAGACAGACAAUGAUUCUAUGAUGUAUGGUGUGUGAGGAUCUGCUUGUUUUCCUUUCAAAUAAAUCAGAUUGAACAACGGACAUAAAGUGUGUGGGUCUGUCAUGUCCUCACGAUCUGAUGUUCCCGUCCAUUAAUGAGUCAGCUCACCUACAUGGAUAUCUUGUCAACCUGUGAGUGUGCUUCAGAGGAUUAGCUGCCCACAUUAAGAUGAAUCAUCUUUGAUCUACAUCCUGCCAGCUGCCGCUCUCCAGAUGUGGAUGGAGUGAGCUUCCUCUUCCUCGUGUGAUACAGGUGCAAGAUGGGUCAAGCGACUGGCGGCUACUUGGGUACCGAGCCACCCACUCCCGAUUGUCAACAUGAGAAUCCGCAGCCUGUUACUAUGGCAACAGUCUCCCCAGUAGUGGCCUGCAAUGCCGUCUCACAGACACGUGCGCAGAGCGGCUCGGUUCCUAAUGUUUCUCCAACUUGCCCACUCAUCAGUGUUGAAGUAAAGGGACAGACGCCAUACGGGAAGGAAAAUGAAGGUCAGAAGUGCUUUUUUUUUUUCUUACAUCACAUUCUAUGUUGGACUGGUUUGUUUAUUUGAAUGCGCCCAAAUGGCAGCUGAAGUAUCACAACAUCCGCCAACAGCAAGAAAAUGCCACUUCUUUCAAGCAGUUUGGCAAAUCACAUUAGUGUCAUUUCUAGCUACCUGGCAACUCGGUUUGUAUUGGCCCACAGCACAUUGUAUAAAUAAACACCAAAAAACACAGGAAAAAUAAGGGAAAAUACAGCUUAUAAAGUUAUACUGAUAUAAUACUAAUGAAUAAUUAAAGCGGUCUUUAAAUAUAUGGAGUAUUUAAGCUUUUUACAAAACUAAAAAAUACACUUAAUUCCUUGUUUUUCCUCAGUUAAUGGGUUCAAGAUUCGAUUUUACCCGUUUGUAAAUACAGGUUUUAACAUUAGAGGCCUCUAGACAUGAAUUAAAGUCACCUAUACACUCAUAUUACCCAAAAAUAAGCCAUUUAAGAAUUUGCAAGUUUUAGCUUGUUGUGGAUUAUGGCUGUAUCAGUAGCCUGUAUUAUUUUUAAUAUGUUGUUAUUGUGUAAUAAAAGCCUCUUGUUCUGAUGAUUAAAGGGAUAGUUAGGAUUUUUUUUUUUUUUUACAUGAAUUCGUAUGACAUCUCCAUCUAUCACGACUCCCCCCCAAUUGAUCCGUGAGCCCAGUUGCAUCGCAGCCAUCAUCAUCUCCAUUUAAUAUUCUUUACUUGUGGCCCCAGUCACUAAUCGGAACUACAUUCGUCACCGAAACCUGACCAGAACUCUGCUCAUGGGACCAAGUGGGGGGGUAAGUCACAGUUGAUGCGCUUCACUGCUAAUGGGGACGUCAUACAACUUCAUGUCACCAAUUACUGACACCUAGUGACCAAUGUGGGAUACUGCAUUCACAAUUUGGAUUCACGUUUUCAAUAGAUU
Doryrhamphus excisus (bluestripe pipefish) is the source of this 5736-nucleotide messenger RNA. It is a transcript of the gene whamm, whose product is annotated as WASP homolog associated with actin, golgi membranes and microtubules. Gene Ontology annotation, biological process: endoplasmic reticulum to Golgi vesicle-mediated transport; Arp2/3 complex-mediated actin nucleation. Gene Ontology annotation, molecular function: actin binding; Arp2/3 complex binding. NCBI's taxonomy places the organism in Eukaryota, Metazoa, Chordata, Actinopteri, Syngnathiformes, Syngnathidae. The record is from RefSeq and is a predicted model, not a curated record. Gene Ontology annotation, cellular component: endoplasmic reticulum-Golgi intermediate compartment membrane; cytoplasm.